Dermacentor silvarum is the source of this 2008-nucleotide messenger RNA. RefSeq names its product facilitated trehalose transporter Tret1. The transcript has 3 exons. NCBI's taxonomy places the organism in Eukaryota, Metazoa, Arthropoda, Arachnida, Ixodida, Ixodidae. Gene Ontology annotation, biological process: transmembrane transport. The coding region runs from base 271 to 1839 and encodes 522 amino acids. Gene Ontology annotation, molecular function: transmembrane transporter activity. The record is from RefSeq and is a predicted model, not a curated record. Gene Ontology annotation, cellular component: membrane.
GGCGCAUCCAUGUACGUAUAAUCAAUGAGGCCUCGCCGAGGUCUUUGCGCUCGUCGUACGUUCAACCGCAACACGGUUCUUCGUCCCUCGCGUCGCUGCCUACACCGAGACACGCCCUACAGCUCCGUCUUUUCUCGGGCCUGCCAGCGAACAAUGGGGCCGUCGACAUUUCAAAAUUGUUUCUUACACGCGUUAUCUCUGACGCUGUUCGAGUGCACGCCCUACAGAUGCGUCUAACGCGGGAUCCACACGCGCAGAUCUGCGACGGGGAUGAAGACACACGCGGACUCUCGUGGAAUGGGGAGUAUUGACUUCAUGCCGCUGCAAAACACUGCCGCCAAUGGAGUUCCCAAGUCAGCGAAACCAAGUAACGUGGACUACUCGCCAGGUUUUCUGAAGGGCAACGACACCGCGGACGGGCAACCGAACUGUGAUGCGGCCAAGGCGGCGGCCGCUCGGCGCCGUCUCUCCUUUUGCGUGGCUGCCGCCUACCUCGCCAUGACGUCAGCGGGUCUCAUGUGUGCCUAUUCGUCACCAGCGCUGCCAGACAUCCGACAGCGGUUCGGCCUCACCGAGGACGAGGCCACGUGGUUCGGGUCUCUCGUGCUGCCCGGCGCAGUGCUGGGAGGUCUCAUCGGAGGUCAACUAGUAAACUUAAUGGGGCGCCGGAAGACCAUGGUCACAGUCGCCGUGUGGUUCGUGUCCGGCUGGAUAUGUAUCAUCCUGGCACCGUCAACGCCGUGGCUCUUUGUCGGCCGUUUUCUGACCGGCGGCGGCAUGGGCACGGCGGCGCCUGCUACUUCGGUGUACCUGUCGGAAGUGUCUCCAGCACACCUUCGAGGCCUGCUGAACACGGGUUGCAACUUGCUCAUGGCCGUGGGAAUUCUGAUGGGCUACGUGAUGGGCAAGUGGCUCUAUUACACGUGGCUCGCCGUAGCCUGCCUCGUGCCGGCUUUCGUAUCGGGCACGGCAUUCGCCCUCUACGUACAGGAAUCACCUCGAUGGCUCGUCUUAAAGGGCCGUCGCGGCCAGGCUUUAGAAACGCUGAAGUUCUACAGGGGCCCACGCGUCGACGAAGAGUUCAGCUCACUGGAGCGCAGCGCUGCCGACGUACCGGGUCUCACGUUGGCCGAGAUGCGGAAACCACACAUCUACAAACCCUUCUUGUACUCCCUUCUGCCCAUGUUCAUGCAGCAGGCUGGCGCCAUCAACGUUGUGCUCUUUUACGCCAAGUACAUCUUCGACGAGGCUGGCGCGUCCUUGGAGUCCGACAACUGUUCGAUCAUCCUGGGAGGCGUUACCGUGGUAACGUUCUUCGUGGCCACCAUCCUCGCCGACAGAGCUGGACGCAAGGCACUGUUGAUAGCGUCGGCGGUCAUUACCGUGAUCGGUCUUGGACUCCUCGGCCUGUACUUCCACCUGAAGGAGGUGAACGGCGAAGAAUUUUCCAAGCAGUACGGCUGGUUUCCCCUUCUCGCCAUCGGCCUGUAUGCCGUGGGACAUUCGCUAGGGCUGGGCCCGCUGCCGUUCGUGAUUCUUGGGGAAAUGAUCCCGCUCAAGGCUAAAGGUGUGGCUUCCAGCAUAUGCACGGCAUUUCUGUUCGCGACCGGGUUUCUGGUGGUCAAGGAGCACUUCGACAUUCAACACCUUCUGGGCACAGCCGGCGCGUACUGGCUCUACGGUGCGCUGGUCGUGGUUGCGUUCGUGCCCUUUGUCGUGUUUGUGCCGGAGACAAAGGGCAAGAGUCUCGAGGAGAUUGAAAAACUUUUCAGUGGCAGCGGCUCGGAGCCGGCAAUUUUCUUGAAAGAUGCGGAUGAUGCGAAACUGAACAGACUCUAGCGUUAUGCUAUCUAUUGUUCGCUUUUGACAAUCAUGCGAUAUAUGUAAGCCAUCGCGCGCGUGGUAAGCAACUUCGUCCUGCCAUUCCCACCACACGACAUCAUCGUACAAGCGUCAACGGCCAGGACUAACGGCUGUUUGUAAAUAAAGUUGAAUCGCUCUCUCUCGC